CCGUAGUAAGUCUUUAAGUGAAAAACGUGAAUUAUAGUACCAUUAUAAUAAGAUAAAUAAAGAUACGCAUAAGAAAAAACAGAGAUUCAUCAUAAUGUUCCGACGCAUCGUGCGUGUGUCUCUUUGCUAUAGUACGAUAUACAUCAACCACCGGUGUGUAACCGUUAAUGAGGAAACGCGUGAAUUGUUAACUAAAAAUUUGACAGCUGUCAGAGAAGAAUGUAAGGGACAGGGACUUGAUUUAGCAGACAUGAGUGAUGCUACCAAAGCGACUUCACGCGCUUUACAUGAAUGUAUAUCAGUGUCGAACGUGCAGGAUGCAGCCUUUAAGGAGAUGGUAGAGUCCAUUUCGGCAUCGCUUAAGGUCUACAAUAACAGGUUAAAUAAUGUAAAAAAUGAGGCGUGGUCGGUCCAAACGAAAGUGGAUACGUUGAUUAAGCUGUUAUGGGGUACUGAGAAUCCACAGGGGGACAGCUUUGCAGCGCAGCCUCCUCUGGAUGACCUAUCCACAGUUCCGAAAGAACCCCCAAGAAAUGGCGAGCCAUCAGACAUCGAAGUAAAGGGCUCUCCAGAAAGUGAAGUGCUUCACAACGUAUCGUGUGAUAGGGCUCCAUUCGAUGAAAAGGUAAAUGUAGAGCAUGUAGUUGGAGAGAGAGUGGAUGGCAAAUGGAAUAAGAGGUCCCAAGAGGAAAGUGACAGGAAAGAUGAAGAGAUUGAAGUCGAAACCAUUGAAGUGGAGCUAGAAUCUCAUUUCAAUAACUCGAUUGGCAAGAAAACAAUCAUAGAUAUCACUAAAGAACUUUAUGAGCGCGGUGUUGAUUUCUCAGACUGCCUCGAUGCUAAUUCUCUUCGUCAGCGCUAUGACGAUGUCCUCAAUGGGAAGAUUUGCACCCAGAAAACUUUUUCUUCGUCGACCUCAACCACAGGCAACUCUUACGCAGAACCUUUCGCUACCAAUACUGAUCAGCCCCAAGUGCCUUCACGGCCUCAAUACAGCGAAGAUCAAUCCUACAUUCCCCCACUGCCCAACACAGAGACGACGGGGCUGGCCCACGAUCCAUACCCCAAUGCCAUGCGGAAGAUGGUGGACGCGAUGAAGUUUGUGUGGCAAAUCAAGCAGGAGCUAGCUGCCGAGAAGGGUAUAAAUCCAAGCAGCGUGGAUUUAUGGAGUGGUAAGGUGAAGCUGGAGGAUCACAAGCGGCUUUAUGACUAUCCCACUGCGCAGAGUCACCCGAUUGAAGUGCGCCACAAGGGUGAUAUGCCACUCUAA
Messenger RNA from Phytomonas sp. EM1, 1270 nucleotides. The record is from the annotation of a GenBank genome assembly. Lineage: Eukaryota; Euglenozoa; Kinetoplastea; Trypanosomatida; Trypanosomatidae.